This is a messenger RNA of Neodiprion fabricii, 3889 nucleotides long. It is a transcript of the gene rush, whose product is annotated as pleckstrin homology domain-containing family F member 2. NCBI's taxonomy places the organism in Eukaryota, Metazoa, Arthropoda, Insecta, Hymenoptera, Diprionidae. Bases 498 to 1313 code for a protein of 271 amino acids. Gene Ontology annotation, cellular component: early endosome. Gene Ontology annotation, molecular function: phosphatidylinositol binding; metal ion binding. The record is from RefSeq and is a predicted model, not a curated record. The transcript is spliced from 8 exons.
UUUUAAAUUGUCUUUCUAUUUCAACUCAGCAACGCGCAUAUACCGAAAAUCUCGAACGUAUGUAAUGCAAGUACGCAACUACGCUGUUCAAAAUCGUGUGUGUAUAACAUAAAGUACUCUGACGAAAUAACCAAAAGGGGCGACACCAGACAUCAAUAUUCUUGUGCAAAUUGUGUGUAUUUUCUAUACGUGUCACAUCCGAAAGAGAAAAUCCGAUAUUGUUUCGCGAGGAUUUGUGAAUAAAACAAAAAAAAGCGACAAGAAGAAGAAAUAAACUAGGAACUAGUGAAUCCGAGUGCAUAAUAUACAUACGUAUAUAUAUAUAUACGCGACGAUGAAUGGUUAACAACUCGGCUGAUAUUCGACCCGAGUCAUUUGUUCGUGUUUCGAUUUUAAUUGAAUGACUGAUAGUAGGCUGCAGUAGUAAAGUACAUACGUUUCAAAGUGAUUCAUGUUUCGAGUGUUUCCUGCUGUUGUUAACCCUGAUUCAUAGGGCCAUGGUUGACCGACUUGUAAACAGCGAAGCGAAUGCCAGGCGUAUCGCAAUGGUGGAAAGCUGCUUUGGCAGCGCGGGCCAGCCACUUGCGGUACCUGGGAGGGUAUUGGUCGGAGAAGGUGUCUUGACAAAGAUGUGUAGAAAAAAGCCCAAACCGCGGCAAUUCUUUUUAUUCAACGAUAUACUUGUCUAUGGAAAUAUCGUGAUAAACAAGAAAAAAUACAACAAACAACAUGUAAUUCCCUUGGAGGAAGUGAAACUUGAAUCAUUGGCCGACGACGGACAAUAUCGUAAUGGUUGGCUGAUAAAAACUGUAAUGAAGUCAUUCCCUGUUUACGCUGCGACCGGUACAGAGAAGCAAGAGUGGAUGGCUCAUAUUACAAAAUGCAUUGAAGAUCUUUUAAGAAAAAGUGGUAAAAAACCAGUAGAGGUUCACGCGGCUGUUUGGGUACCCGACAAUGACGCGAACGUUUGUAUGCAUUGCAACAAAACACAAUUCACAGUUUUAAAUAGACGGCAUCACUGCCGGCAAUGCGGAGCCGUCGUUUGUGGACCCUGCAGUAAUAAAAAACUACUUUUGCCUGGUCAGGGUGGUGGAAAACCAGUCAGAGUAUGCUUACAGUGUUACGACGCCGCCAGUAAAGUUAAAAUAGCAACGACUCCUGGCGACAGUCUGAACAACAGCAAAGAUGCACCGCGCAAUUCUGCCGAUAGCUCAGGUGAUGAUAGUUCGGGUGACGAAGACGACAGCAAUAAGGAAGCAAACCACGACGAGCCAAAAUUCUACGGUACGGUUAAUUCGUUGGAUGAGAAGUAAGUAACACAGCCUAAGGAGGAGCAAUAUCAGAAGUUAUAAAUAUUGUUUAGUUGAAUAUUUUUUAAAUAAAAUAUGAUUGGAAUUUUUGUAUAGCUCGAUGGUUAAAGGUGAAAAUUUAUUUAUACGUACAUUGCAGUAAUCAUUAUUAAUAAUAUGUCUCUGAUAUUUGCAAUUAACUUUAAACAGAGCGUGGCUCAUCCAGAUCUAUAAAGAAGAUUGAAAAAAAUCAUUUCAUUACCGUCCCUCCAAUCAAAUUUUGUAUUUUGUGCAAUUUUUAUUGAAAGAAAACAAAUGCUAAACUCUGUUAAAAUCGAGCAGUUUAUUUAUUUAACUUUUUUUUUUUCCUUACUCAUGAGGAAAUAAUACUUAUCCACAAGACACCCAUCGAAUAAGUGAUAUGGCAAAUGCAGCACGAAAUAAGCUCAGCAUGUUCAUAGCUUGCGUAUCAAAGUCAAUUCGUGAAUAACAUUAAAUUUAAUUCCUAUCGAUAGAUUUGUUUGUAAUUUAACGAUUAUUAUUUUUUAUUUUUUUCUUCAUUCUCCAAGUUCACGUAUCAUCGAUAAAAUCAAUUCGAUACGUCAUUGAUCUAGCUAUACUACGACAUUAAGAAAUAAAUUUACAACUGUGUGCCUUGUAAAUGUUAUGAAAAAUUUAACUUCCGAAUGACUAAAAAUUCUCAUACAACCAGUAGUCAACUAGAAUUUACGAAAACAAAAUAAUGAUUUACUUGUAAAUUGAAACAAUUUGGACCUGGGACGUAAACUUAACUGUAAGACGGCUACCUCAAUUGAAAAAUAAAAAUGCUAAUGUUUUUCAAGACAAAAUAAUACUUCUGCAACGAAAUUGCACGUCACAGUUAUUCAGCCACGAGUAUAUAGACUGGACUUAUUAGUUACGUCAUAUAUAUAUAUAUGCACUUUUUUUUCUGUACAAUUAUAUGUAUGAAUAUAAUAUGUAUUAUGUGCUUGAACCGAUGUUAUUUCAAGGACCACAAGUUGUGCAACAUACUGAGCAAUAUAAUAAUGUUUAGUAUAAUCACUUGAAAUUGGGAGGCGGCUCUAAACUGACAAAAUAAAUGAUACAUUUUUAUAUCGUAGUGACACAUGUAUGGUAAAUAUUUUUGCUACGCGUAACAUUUUUAAUGCAAACUAAUGAGGAGAUGAAACUUGGAUAUAUUGUGCGUGUUUUACUGUGAAAAUAUUUUGCUCGCGACACUAAAUAAAAUAUUUAAAGUUUCAUUGAGAGAAAACUAUUAUUUCACAUAUCUCAAUUGAAUUAGAUUUUCUCUAAUAAAUUAAAACACUUGUGUUCGAUACGAGUUUGUCUAAGAAAUUUUGCGACUCCAUAGAAACGAAUUAAUUUUAUUUUGUGCCCGAGCGAAUAUUUUUGAUAAAGUUACGAUUGUAUCUAAGGUAGAAAUCGAUUUCAUAAAUAUUUUUUAUAUUCUAACUUGAGUCAAUUAUGAAUCUACCUGUGUCACUACCUGCGAUAAUGAUGAUAAUAAAUAAUAAAAAUUAUUAUCCUUCUCUGAUUAAUAGAUGCGAUAUAAUUUUUUAACGCUAUACAUUACGCAUACAUUAUAUGAAAUAAUACAUAUAAGGAAUAUAAAAGAUUGUGAGUAAACACAUACGGCCAUAGGAUAAUAAGACAGAGAGCUCUUGCUUCGAAAAAGAAUUAAAGUAAAAGGGAAACUGCAACGCCCUGGGUAGAAAAAAAAUUCUAAAUAAUAAAUAUCAAAUACUCAAUCAAUUUCGUCAGAUCUAAAAAUUCAAAGAAGAUAAUUGUUAUAUUAAUCGGUAGCAUGAACUCCAUCUACAAUUAUUACUUGUGAUUACGACGGCCUUUGGAUAAACCGACCACUGCGUAUUUGUUCCCAAAAGUGUAUCGACGUACACUAUAAAUAAAUUACUCUUAAUGUGAAAAAAUUGUUGGGUGCUCAAGAGAUAUGAAAGAAUUAUUUUUUAGCAAUCAAUAUUACUGAUCGUAUAUACGUACGAAUUUCGCCAAGUACGUAUGUACAUACCUGCAUAAUGCCUAUGAAUGCCUUCAAAUCACUGUUUUAGAUAUUUAAAAUUUUACUAUACCUUACCGUGUGAAAUAAGAAUAACGAUUAAUAUUAUAAUACACACACACACAUACAUACAGCUACUUCUAUACUUUGUUAAUUAAUCAUAAUACAAGUGUAAGGAAGUACACGUUGCAUUUUCGACAUACCCAUUAUCAAGAAAAAAGUAUGAAUUGCCACCGAACAAUGUUUUUUAAUAUCACAACUGAAUUUGCCCCUUUAAGAAUUCAACACCUCGAUACAUUUAUAAAUUAAAUAUCGUUGUGGUAUAGGACUUUUAUCAUGUUGUUUUUACGGCUCUAACUUUUACACACAUGAAGAUUAACUCAUCAGACACAGUAACACAGUAUGUGCAUACAUAUGUUAAACGAUACGAUAAGAAUACUUUGUUAGUUAGUUAUCGUAAGUGAUGACUGAUUGUAUAAUUUGAAACAUCUAAAGUAAAGAAAAAAAAAAAUUGUUACUUCAAACUCUGUAUCUUUUAUGUAAUAAAUUGCAAACUAUUUAAGUA